This is a messenger RNA of Echinops telfairi (small Madagascar hedgehog), 448 nucleotides long. Its product is annotated as cytochrome b-c1 complex subunit 8. Bases 97 to 345 code for a protein of 82 amino acids. Gene Ontology annotation, biological process: mitochondrial electron transport, ubiquinol to cytochrome c. The transcript has 3 exons. NCBI's taxonomy places the organism in Eukaryota, Metazoa, Chordata, Mammalia, Afrosoricida, Tenrecidae. The record is from RefSeq and is a predicted model, not a curated record.
GUCACGGUGGCCAACUGCGGCUUCCGGGUCCGCCGGAAGUGACGGCCGGAGCCCGGCGGGUCUUGCGGCUGUGGAGUACGAGGCGCCGCCGCGAAGAUGGGCCGCGAGUUUGGGAAACUGACGCGGAUGCGGCAUGUGAUCACCUACAGCUUGUCGCCCUUCGAGCAGCGCGCCUUCCCCCACUACUUCAGCAAGGGCAUCCCCAACAUGCUGCGCCGCACGCGGGCGUCCAUCCUGCGCGUCGCGCCCCCAUUCGUAGUGUUCUAUCUUGUCUACACCUGGGGGAACGAGGAGUUUGAGAAAUCCAAGAGGAAGAAUCCAGCUACCUAUGAAAAUGACAAAUGAGCAACUCACCUGGCUGAAGUUGGCCUGUCUCGGAAAUACGCUUCUCUGGUAGAGGAGUUUGCAUUGUAGGGUCUUGAAUACAGAAUAAAUGUCUUGUAGGAUG